AAAUAGACAGCGCCACGGAAACCAAAAAAGCAAAACAACAACAUACACGUUCCCCACACGCGAAGCGGCCAGUCAGUGAAAUGAUGAACAGAGAAUAAACUUAUUUUGUGGUUCAAAAUACUUUUUCACCAGAAAAAGAGCAUCAACUAAAACAUGGCAUUGCUAACACAACUGGAUGCACUCCAUCUUGGAACAGUGGUUGAAGACACUAUUGAUCAACUGGCUGUUCUUGGAAAGAUAAUGCCAUCAACCCUAGAGAACCGAGCAGAUGCCAAAGAGAUUGUUGGAGAUGAAAUUGGGGACAUCCUUGAAAGCCAGCGUAAUCUUGAGACUCGUUAUGAACAAUUGAUCCUGAAGAGAGCUGAGUUAAGGGAAGGUGGGAAGAAAGAUCAGUUGAGAGCCCAAGAAAACAACCAAGAGAUUGGUGAUGUCAUCGGAGGGCUACGAUUAAAAACAAAUCACUUUUCCAAAGCCUUGAAACAGAGCCCUUUGACAUCUGACAAUUUAGCCAAAACACAGAAAGACAGGCAAUAUGUUCAAGAUAUUUUAACUGCCACACUGCAGGAGAUGCAGGAAGAGCGUUGCUUUACAUCACUGGUUGACGCUGUUACGCUCGAGCAGGAUAAUAAGACAGAACUACAGAAUACUAUUCUUAAAGAAGAAGAAGGGAGGAAGAGAAUUAAGAUGUUACAGCGGCAGAUAACCAACAUCAAGUCGGAACGUGAGGACGAAAUUCAACAGCGAGAUGAAAUGAUAGCUCACUUGAAGGACCAACUGCAAGAGAUGAAAGCAAAAACCAACAUGGAGGGCAAGUAUGUACAGAAGGAUGCCGAGGUCACAGUUCAGCAGACACAGAAACGAUGCUUCCUUUCAGAUAAACAGAUGAAGGAAGAGAUAGAGCAAUACAAGAAAAUGAUUGAUGAAGAAGUUCGAGUGAAUCAGGAGAUAGAACAGUACCUGAAGACACACCAGCUGGAACUGGAUCAGAGGGUUGAAUACUGGAUGGAAAAAUAUGACAAAGAUGUUGAAGCAAAAACACAUGAGCUGGACGUACUGAAGGCAUCAAAGGCAAACGACCUAGCAAGGUUACAGGAACUUACUAAAUUAUAUUCAGACUAUGAAAAGGUAGUGGUUGAAGAUAGAGUUGAGAAAGAGAAAAAGAGACGGAAAGAACAACAAGAAGAGGAGGAGUUGAAAUCCAUUAUUGCUGUACAAUCAUGGUGGAGGGGUGUAAUGGUACGCAGACAGCUCGGCCCCUACAGUAAGAAGAAAAAGAAGGGAAAGAAAGGAAAGAAGGGCUCAGGAGGAAAAAAGAAGGGAAAGAAGAAAAAAUAAAAAGUAGAUCAAUAACAUGAAAUUUAUCAAUUAGGUUUGAAGUAUUCGGUAAUACUGUAAAUAAAUACUGUACAAUGAAAGAUUCACGAUGAAAAGUGUUUAAAUUAAUAAACUUUACAACUUUUACCAUUUCAGGCAGAAAUUCUAACUACCUGUACAGUACUGUAAUAAUGGCUAUUGUAAUACAUGGCCGAUAAGCAUCUUAUUGAAGGUUAAAAUACAUACACCUAAAAUUAAUUUCAGUGUCUUUAUCUUUAAAUCCUAUCCAGUGCAAUGGCGAAGAUAAUUGUCAGAUUUGUUUGUGUUCUGUUUAUAUUUCUAUUACCUUCCUACAGUAGUUUCAGCCACAUGUUUAUGUGUCUGUGUUGCCAUCUAAAGAACAUAACUGUAAAAUAUAUGAAAAUCAAUGAUAUAAUAUGCUACUCUUUACAUUCUUUGAAAACCUUGACAAAAAUGGAAAAUUAAUUCGAAACUUAUCUUGUGUUUAUAUUCACAUUUAAAUUUUAUUUCACUUCUCACAAUACAUACAUACAGUAUUAUCAAAUUCGUAUUUAUUCAUUAAUUUAGAGUAACUAAAUUAGCUUUAACCCACUUGUUGAUUAAUUCUUAAAAUAGAAUGAAAUAUAAAAUGCUUGCCUUGUUGGCAUGAUAUAUGAUAAAUAAAAGCUACCAUACA
Messenger RNA from Anneissia japonica, 2011 nucleotides. Its product is annotated as dynein regulatory complex protein 9-like. The transcript has 9 exons. Lineage: Eukaryota; Metazoa; Echinodermata; Crinoidea; Comatulida; Comatulidae. Bases 154 to 1335 code for a protein of 393 amino acids. The record is from RefSeq and is a predicted model, not a curated record. Gene Ontology annotation, biological process: sperm axoneme assembly; cilium organization. Gene Ontology annotation, cellular component: sperm flagellum; cytoplasm. Gene Ontology annotation, molecular function: protein binding.